AUGGGGAAAUUAUUGGGGAGUCUCCACGACUUCCUCGUUCUUCUCGGAGAGGCGAAGAUUCGGGAACUGAUACUGCAUGCCGACGAAUUCAUCUGCAGCGCUUGUGCCUCAGCCGCUACAACGCUAUCUGAUUCUCGGUCGGAAAUGCUGGAGAUCUCAGAUCCGGACCUCGGUGAUGGAGGUUUGGACGGUAACGGCUUUUCGGAGCUUUCUCAGGACGACAGCGCUCCCGAUUCGGCAUUGCUCGCAGCCUUCCAGGAAAAAGUACACCAGGCCGCGAUAGCUUGCAGUCAAGCGAAUUUCGACACCGCGGUGCGACUCUACACAGCUGCGCUCCAAAUAGAUCCUCGCAAUCAUGUCCUGUACAGCAACCGAUCAGCCGCCCACAUCAAAAUGGGCUCUUUCCAUGCGGCUCUGGCCGACGCCGUCCGCGCUAGGGAGCUGAGUGCGACAUGGCCUAAAGCGUACUACAGGGAAGGAAUAGCGCUCCAACAUCUCGGUCGUCAUUCUGAAGCUCUGGCAGCUUUCGCAUCGGGUUUGAGUCAGGAUCCCAAGUCCGAGCAGAUGUUGGACGGCCUUAUAGAAGCGGCGCUGAGCUCUCCGUUGAAGACUACAUUCGAGCCCAUGUAUCGUCAGCUGCAAGCGAUGCGAAUGGACCGUCAGGCGUUUGUGAUAACCUCUGUGAUAGGCCAAGAACUUCUUGACGCUCAAGAAUUCGCUCCGGGCGCCAUCGUCUUGGAAGCGGCGUUACUCGUCGGCUCCACGGCGUCGCUGAAAUUGAGGGGAUCCGUCCUCUCGGCUCUCAGCUCUGCGUAUUGGGCUCUGAACGACGUCGAUAAAGCCAUUUCCUACAUGCAGCAGGAUCUCACGGUGGCGAAGGCUCUCAACGACAUCCCUGGAGAAUGCAGAGCGCAUCAUAACCUGGGAUCGGCGUUUUUUUCCAAAGGCUUCCUCAACGAAGCCCUCCAAAGCCAUAAAAAUCAACUAGUCCUCUCGAUGCGGGUUAAAGAUACAGUUUCCGCCGCUCAAGCUCUCACCAGUCUCGGACACGUGUACACGGCCCUCGGAGAUCUCGGUAUGGCGUUGGCGAGUCACCAGCAGUGCGUACAGCUCAUUCGGGAAAACGGUGAUCGUCUCGAAGAAGCUCGCGAGACGGGGAACGUCGGCGCCGUCUAUCUGGCGAUGGGCGACUUCGACAACGCGGUUCAGUGUCAUUUCACGCACGUGGCAAUCGCAAAGAGCAUCGGCAACCAGACGGAGGAAGCGAAGGCCUACUCGAACUUGGGAUCCGCGCAUCAUUUCCGGAGGCAGUACAACCGCGCAAUAGAAUUCUAUGAGGAAGUUCUGCGUCUUUCCGUCGAAAUCGAAGAUCGAGCGUUGGAAGCUCGAGCGUACGCUGGUCUGGGACAUGCCGCUCGUGCGUUGCACGAUUCGGUGAAUGCUCGACGCUGGUACGAGAAACAACUCGACCUCGCGUUGGCGAGCAAGGACAGGGUAGCAGAAGCACGGUCUCUGUCGAAUCUCGGGACCGCUUUCCACAUGGCCGGCGAGUACGGCGCGGCUCUCAAGCUCCACCAACAACAUUUGCGGCUCGCUAGAAGUCUGGGCGAUGUCCCAGCCAUGGGGAAAGCUCUCGGGAACAUAGGGAAAGCAUUAGUCGGACAACGAUGCCAUAAGCAGGCCAUAAAGUAUCAUAUCGAAGAAUUGCGACUCAUGCAGGAACUCGGUGACCGAAGUCUCGAAUCGACGACUCACGGACAUCUAGCCGGGGCUUAUCAAGCGCUCGGAAUGCAUGAGCAGGCAUUAUCGCAUCAUCACGCACAGCUGAACAUCGCUCGCGAACUCAACGACGCUCCCGGCGAAGCUUGUGCUUUGUGCAACCUCGGGAACUGUUACAGCUCAAAAGGAGAGUUCGCAAGAGCGAUCCCCUACUACGAAAACUUCCUCCGGCUAUCCCAAGAACUCGGUCUGACCACUAACGAAACGAGAGCCUGUCAUUUCCUGGGGUACGCUCAUUUCUGUCUGGGAAACCAUUCUGAGGCCAUAAUCCACUACGAACGAGCUCUCUGUUUGAGCUCCGAAGACUCGAUCGACUCGACAACACCGAAUUCUUCACCGGACACCACGGUGACCACGGUCGAUUCCGGCAGCGAGCACAGGCCGGGCAGCUCGAAGAGCUUCAGGUUGCUCAGUGAGAAACAGGAUCUUAGUCGAGCCUACUGUAACCUGGGCCUCGCCCGAGCGGCAGUUGGGGACUUCAAGCUUGCCUUGGAGUGCCAACGGAGAUUCCUAACCAUAGCUCAAGCGACGCGUGACGUACAGGGUAAAUUCCGCGCUCUGGGGAAUAUCGGAGACGUUUUCAUGCGGAUGGGCAACGGCCAAGAAGCGAUCAAGGCCUAUCACCAACAGCUGAUAUUGUGUCGCGAGGAUCCGAGUCACAAAGAUCUGGAAGCCAGCUCCUAUUCCUCACUUGGGAACUGUCACCGGGAGAUGAAGAUUUUCGACAAGGCGCUCGUGUACCACGCCCAAGAACUGCAAAUUCACAAGGAACUGGGGAACCUACAGGGAGAAUGUCGAGCUCAAGCCAGUUUGGGUCAGACCCACACGAUACUUGGGAACUUCGCCGAAGCCCUGCGAUGCUUCCAGGCUCAGCUCGAGAAAGCGAGAGAGCUCCGCAGUUCUUCGCUGGAGUCACAGGCGCUCACCAAUGUUGGGAUUACCCGACUUCGGUUGGGACACUUCGACGAAGCCUUGGCGACAUUCCAACGGCAAGCUGCUCUACUCGACUCGAUGGAAGGUCCGAACAUGAGCUUGGAGCAAGCUCGUAUCUCCGGCUAUCUCGGCGAAUGCUAUCUAGGCCUCGGGGACUUCAAGGAGGCCAUCACACGUUUCCAACAAUAUCUCCGAUCGUCGAUACGCCUCAGUUCCCCAAAGGAUCAGGAGCAGGCCUACCGAGGGGUCGGAAACGCGUACAAGAGCCUCGGUGACCUAUCUCAAGCUGUGAUGUAUUUCGAGAAACGAUUGGUGGUGUCUCACGAAAUUGGCGACCCAGAGGUCAAAUGCGGAGCCUACGGUGAUCUCGGUGCCCUUCACGGGGAAAUGGCGAACUACAGCCAAGCCAUCUCCUGCCUGGAGCACAAAAUGAGGCUGGCUGAGGACAGUGGAGACUUGAUCUCCAGGGCUCAGGCAGCUGCUUCCCUUGGGAAAGUUUAUGCCAAAAUGCAAGAAUUCGAUAAAGCGGUCGAAUGUCAUCGGAUGGAUCUCCUCAUAUCCGAGGACAACACGCAGGACUUGCAGGGUCAAGCUCGAGCUCAUUGCAACCUCGGGAAUACUUUCGAGUUGAUGAGGCGCUUCGAUGACGCUAUCCGCCAUCAGGAGGUGCAUUUGCGUCUGGCUUCCCAGCUCGAGGACAAGGCUGCCAAAGCUUUGGCCUUCAGUAGUCUAGGACGGAUCUACCACGCCAGGGGCGACCUGGCGAAGGCAACCGAAUACCUCCAACAGGGUCUUUCGAUGGCCGAAUUGCUAGGCAAGCAGGACGAAGAGGCUCAAAUCCGGAGACGUCUGGCAUUCGCGCUCUGGGCCCAAGGGGAUCUGGAUGGAGCUUGCGUGGAGCUCGGGAAAACCGCCGAUCUACUUGAAGCGAGUCGAUAUCUGCCUCACAGCGAAGCGGACCAAAGGGCGACGUACGCUGCUCUUCAGCGAGCUCAAGUUCUGAUGAACCGCCACGAGGACGCACUGACCACGGCUGAACGCUUGCGGGUCCGUUUCGACAGACAUUCUCUCCGACACUCCAACACUCACGCGUUUCCCUGUUCCCAAGUGACCACCGAGGCGAUCGUGGACACGGUCGACCGUCAAAAAGCUGCGGUUAUCUACUUCAGUGUCGUGAUGGGUUCGUUGUACUCGUGGCUCAUCGUCCCGCAGAAAGGCGUCGUGAAGUUCGCCGAGACGACCAUUUCCGAAGCGAGUCACCUUCAAUCUGGAAUCGACAUUCCCGAUAUCGAGGGCCGCACGAACUUUGCCAAGAGGGACGAUUUGAUUCUGAAGCAUUUGAACAGCGUCAAGGAAGCCCUGGGCGUCGGCUCCGAUGGAAACAGUGGGCGCUCGGACGAAGAUGGAACUGAAUCCGAUUCCGAAGGUUUCGGACGCUUACGACGGAAUCAUCUAUUGAACAGCUCGAGCUACAGCCUGAGUAGUGUUUUCUCGGUGGGGAGUGUGAGCGUCGCGUCGGCGAAUAUCAACCGGAACGACACGAUCAACCGAAAUCGUUCUCCCCGCCCGCAAUGGACCGGACCCCCAGCCCUACAUGCGCUCUACGACAUUCUGAUCGCACCGUUCGAAGAGGAACUUUCGUGCGUGCACGAGAUCGCGGUCGUUCCAGAUGGCACCUUAUAUCUGGUUCCGUUCGCGAUGCUCCGCGGUGAGAACAUUUCCUAUUUGGGAGAAAGGUUCUCGAUAAGUAUGGUUCCCUCAAUAACGGCACUGAAAAGCGGCCAACGCGCGAAAGUCAUCCGCCACGGAAACAACAACACGGCUAAUAACCUGAACGGGGGGACCUGUGGGCCGGAAUCAAACACCGCUCUCGUUAUUGGGAAUCCCCGUCUCACGCCCGGAAUGCAAAAGAUGUUGGAUCUGGGCGAUAUCCCGCGAGCCCACGAAGAAGCCGAACUCGUCGGUGAGCUGCUCAUGACCGAGCCCCUCUUGGGACUCGAGGCAACGAAAGAGAACGUCAUGUGUCGCCUGGAAAAAGCAACUAUCAUCCACAUCGCCGCUCACAUCUCGUGGAAGCUGCCCGGAAUCGUCCUCUCGCUCGGCAGUAACGUACUCGAAGGAGAACACCCCUAUAUCGCAGCGGAAAACGCCGAGGACGACGACGAGGAGGAGAUUCCCGUUUCGUCCGAGUUCCUGCUCAGUCCUCAGGAUCUGAAGAGCCUCCAGCUCCGGGCCAAGCUCGUGGUUCUCAGUUCUUGCCACACUCGAUCGGAGCACGGUGAGAUCAGAGAAGAGGGCCUCACCCAGAUUUCGAAGGCUUUCCUCGCGGCCGGUGCGCAAUGCGUGAUUCUCUCCUUGUGGCCCGUGACCGAUACCGCGGUGAAAAUUCUCUACAGAACCUUCUAUUCGUCGCUCCUGCAGGGCUCGAAGGUGGCCGCGGCCCUUGCUGAGGCCAUGAGAACGAUCCAGACCACGAAGCAGUUCGCUCAUCCGGCGAACUGGUCGAGUUUCAUUCUAAUCGGCACAGAUGUACGAGUGGCUUAUCAGGCCGCUGCGAUGGGUCAAGCUUUGGUGGAAAUGCUCAGAGAACCGGAGAAGAGCCGAGAUGCCCUCCGGGUCUGUCUGCACCUCGUCGAGAAAUCUCUCCAACGAAUCCACCGCGGACAGCGGAACGCUAUGUACACAACACAGAAGUCCAUAGAGAACAAGAUCGGCUGCUCGGUAUCAGGCUGGAAGGAAUUGCUCAUUUCCGUGGGAUUCCGAUUCGAACCCGCGGCAAAUAAUCUCCCGGCAGCCGUGUUCUUUCCUCAAGCCGAUCCCGGGGACAGGCUCAAUCGAUGCAGUUCGAACCUCCAGGCGCUCCUGGGACUCUCGGCGCAAACCCAAGGCGCCAUUGCCAAGGUCAUGUCGAACGGAGAGCUCAUAGAUGACAUCGUUCAUUUGAUGAGACGUGUUGUCAGCCAAUUAGGGGAGGCACGCGUCGAACAGAGCGUCGAGUGUCCGGUCAGCGUGAAGCUGUGGAGUGUUCCGGGCUGUCACGAGCUGCUGGCGUCCCUCGGAUUCGACCUCAUGGAAGUGGGACGAGACGAAGUGACGCUCCGGUUGGAUCGAGCCGCGAACCCGAGGACGAUAGAGUUCGCUUUACAGGCUCUCCAAGCGCUUCUCGAUCCUCUCGAUCCUCAGGAUGAGAUCCACAGUGUCCAGGACGAUCCCGAGAACAGUGUGAACACCGAUGAAGACGACGGAUCGCUUGGGAGCCAUGCAUCGCUGCGCGCGGAGCCUUCGGCGGACUUCCAGCCCGCCCCGAGCUCGAUGAGUCGGCGGAGCCGGAUAAUCAGCGUCGGUGACGGUGCUUUCUCCCAUUUUGUGAAAACUCGAGGGGAACCCGACGGUUUGAGCGCGACUGCCGGCUGCAUCGAGGUCGAUGGCUCCGCUGAGCAUCCCCGUCGUCCGAAGAGCAGCAAGUCGAACUGGAGUCUCAAAGAAGAACACAUCUACGCCUCCGCUAGCUCUCACGGAUCGCUCCAGGACGAAACUCUUCGGUCACGGAUCGACGCUUUAUCUCUGCGUGACAACUUGGGAGAACAGCGCAGAGGCAGGAAUAUGAACGAGCGAGUCCUCCCACACCACGAUAACAGAGCAGACGCUGGCAUCGGUUUGGCUCCCUCAUUUCUGAACAUAUUGAGAAGUGAUCUGAGACACGUUCACGCACCCGUGGCUCCGAGUCUGCUGACAGGUCCGCCUGGACCAGAGCCUCCUCGGGCAUCGCGACCUCCCCCGCCACCCCCACCGACAGAAAGACUCCGGGGCAGGGCUCCUCUGAGAAGCAUAAAAAGGAGCACUGUUGAGAAGGGUUCAUUGAAAGAAUUGAACCGCAGUCCAGAUUCGGAAGAAGACAAGACCAUAAGUUGCUUCACGAGAUCGGCCAGUGAGGUUCGUCGACGAUCGGGGAUUUUCUCGGCGUCUGUUUUUGGCAGGAGCAAAGAUAGUCUCGUGUGA
Galendromus occidentalis (western predatory mite) is the source of this 6711-nucleotide messenger RNA. RefSeq names its product tetratricopeptide repeat protein 28. Gene Ontology annotation, molecular function: identical protein binding. NCBI's taxonomy places the organism in Eukaryota, Metazoa, Arthropoda, Arachnida, Mesostigmata, Phytoseiidae. The coding region runs from base 1 to 6711 and encodes 2236 amino acids. The transcript is spliced from 14 exons. The record is from RefSeq and is a predicted model, not a curated record.